AUGAAACAACUCGCGUCGGUUACAUUUUUAGCCCUUCUCCUGCAAUCCAGCUCAGUGGAUUGCACAACGCAGCAUGGAUUCCAACUUCCUGCUCCAAUCGCGAAUUUGGAUGAUGCAAUAUUCACCGGCACAUUCGUCGGUGACACGGCGCAAUUUCUCGGCAUUCCGUUCGCUCAACCCCCCAUCGGAAGCCUCCGUUUGCAGGUCCCACAACCCUUGCCCCCUUAUCAGGGCCAGCACACUGCAAGCACCUAUGGUCCAGCCUGCCACCAGCAUGGAUCCUCGAUACAACGAUGGAUAGUACCAGGGACAACUGAAACAAGCGAAGAUUGCCUUACACUCAAUGUCUUCACGCCUGCCGUCAAGCUCCCUGGGUCAACAUUGCCUGUAAUCGUUUUUUUAUUCCCGGGUGCUUUCGAAACCGGCAGUGGUAAAUCAGGAUUCGAAGAUGUCCUAGUUAGCAGAUCUGUGCUUUUGGAUGAACCUGUUAUCUAUGUCAGCUUGAACUAUCGGUUGAGCGCUUGGGGAUUCCUAGCGAGUGAAGAAGUCAAGCGGGCUGGCACAGGAAACCUUGGACUCCGAGAUCAGCGACUUGCGCUUCAUUGGGUGCAGAAGUAUAUCAGUGCAUUUGGAGGUGAUCCGGCAAAGGUAACCAUAUGGGGCGAAAGUGCUGGAGCAAUAUCCGUUGCUCUCCAGAUGCUUGCAUAUGACGGUAACAACGAAGGUCUCUUUCGCGCGGCAUUCAUGCAGUCAGGAUCCCCGACACCAAUGGGCGACAUCACCCACGGCCAACGUUAUUACGAUUUUAUUGUUGACAAAACAGGGUGCAAAGGGUCGAACGAUACCUUGGAAUGCUUGCGAGGAGUACCUGGAGAUGUUCUACAUGCUGCCGUGGACAAAACACCGUCCUCCUCAUCUUACCAGGCACUUGCUUUGGCUUGGAUGCCAAGGGCAGAUGGAAUUUUCUUGACGGAUAACUUUCAACGUCUCGUCAAGGAGGGAAAAAUUGCAAACGUACCUUUCAUUACAGGUAGCUGCGAUGACGAGGGCACAUUAUUCUCCUUCAGUACUACUAAUAUCACCACCAGCGAAGACUUUCGUGGAUACUUGGAAACGUAUUGGGCGCCCAAUGCAACAAAUGAGGAGAUUGAUGGCAUCUUGGACAUGUAUUCCGAAGACCCAAUCAAAGGGUCCCCGUUUGACACUGGAAACUUCGACAAGCUGACCUCUCAGUUCAAGCGCAUCGCCGCUUUCCAAGGGGAUUCAGUGUUUCAAGCGCCGAGGCGUUUCCUUCUAAGUGAGCGGUCGGGGAAGCAAAAUACAUGGGCCUAUCUUAACAAAGGCCACAAGGCAGUUCCACUGCUGGGCUCGUUUCAUGGAUCCGACUUCGUUGAUGAGAUGUUGGGUGGAUCAGGGAGCCCGUUGGAUUACUUGAUUAGAUUUGCAGCCCACCUCGAUCCGAAUGCAAAUACCGGCAUUUUCUGGCCCCAAUACACUGCUGAGUCAAAGGAUAUGUUGAUGUUUGGGGAGUGGCCAUGGUCUCCGCCGACCAUCAUUCAGGACACCUAUAGGGAGGAGGCGAUGGAGUAUUUGAUCAACUUCGGUCUGGCUCACCCUCUUUAGCACUAAUUUGCUACAUAGCAAUACUCUUUGCUUGACAGUACUAGUGAAUUGUUCACCGUGUACAGACGCCAGAAGUAGUCUGGCGGCAGAAUGUAAUAUGACAUGG
Molecule: messenger RNA, 1729 nt
Organism: Suillus clintonianus
Lineage: Eukaryota; Fungi; Basidiomycota; Agaricomycetes; Boletales; Suillaceae
Product: alpha beta-hydrolase
Exons: 14
Coding region: 1-1623 (540 amino acids)
Source: RefSeq, a predicted model, not a curated record